This is a messenger RNA of Penicillium soppii, 753 nucleotides long. RefSeq names its product SUR7/PalI family protein. The record is from RefSeq and is a predicted model, not a curated record. NCBI's taxonomy places the organism in Eukaryota, Fungi, Ascomycota, Eurotiomycetes, Eurotiales, Aspergillaceae. Gene Ontology annotation, biological process: endocytosis; fungal-type cell wall organization; cortical actin cytoskeleton organization. The coding region runs from base 1 to 753 and encodes 250 amino acids. The transcript has 4 exons. Gene Ontology annotation, cellular component: membrane raft; plasma membrane; cell cortex.
AUGGGUCUCAGCAGAGCGUCGCUGGGCUUUAUGGGCCUGUUCUUUAUGGCAGGCUCCAUCUUGCUGAUCUUCCUCACUCUCUUGGCGGGGAGUUACAACCACAGACCGCUGAACGAGGUCUAUUUCCUUCAAGCCGACACGGGGAAUAUCCCAGGUGCACCGGCAACGUCGCGUUGGACCUUCUGGAACCUCUGUGGAGUCACUGAUGGCGGCAAGAAUGACUGCGGAAAAUCUCACCCAGAUUUCCCAUUCGAUCCCCCAAGCCACCGUAACUUCAACACGACCGACAAUGUUCCUCACCAAUUCAUUGGCACCAAGCACUACUUUUUGAUGUCGCGAUUCAUGUUUCCGUUUAUCAUCAUCGGGUUGUUCUUCGCCGUGCUCUCCCUCUUCACUGGCCUGCUGGCCAUGUGCACUCGCAUUGCCAGCUACCUAUCUGGCUUCCUGGCCUGGCUCGCCUUGACCUUCCAAGUCAUCACGACCUGUCUCAUGACCGCCGUCUUUGUCCAGGGUCGCGACGCUUUCAAGAGCAACGGACAAACCGCAAAACUUGGUGUCAAGGCUUACGCCUUUAUGUGGACAGCAUGUGCCUGUUUAUUCCUCUCAUGCUUGAUGUACUGCCUUGGCGGUGCCGUUGGCCGGAAAGACACCGGUGGCUACAGCGGGCGCAAGGAGCGCCGCCGUGGUUUCUUCUCUUCCCAGCGUUCAAACAGCGUGAAGAGCCAGAAGAAAGAAAACACGACUUACGCUUGA